AUGGGACAGUGCGAUGCUGAUCGGGAAGUGUUACCAGUGAAAUACGGUAACGAUACAAAACGUCUGAUGUUCGACUACCUCCGUACUAUCGCCACAAACAUCACGAAAGCUUUUCCAAAAUCGAAGGUCCUGAUGUGGUACGAUGAACUGAAAUACGUUGAACGCUCUCUUGAUCAAGGAAUAUGGACUGGAUCGGUUGGUGACACCGGUGGUGUGGAAAUACACAUCAGAUCUUGGAAAAGACACAGUGAACCGAGAAAUUACAAGAUAUAG
This is a messenger RNA of Ostertagia ostertagi, 273 nucleotides long. NCBI's taxonomy places the organism in Eukaryota, Metazoa, Nematoda, Chromadorea, Rhabditida, Trichostrongylidae. The record is from the annotation of a GenBank genome assembly.